AUGGAGUACCACGCUGUCCCACCAGAGGAGCGCGCCAGAGACGAGAAGGGCAACCUUCUUCCUUGGGGAUAUGUCCAUAAAGACGAAACUCGCAAUCCUCGACGACCAGCCGAAGAGUCAGGUCCCUUUGGCAAGAGGCGAAAUGCCCGAUACGAUAAUGCCCGCUCACGAACACGAACUGGAACGCCAGCCAAGCGAGAAAAUGCCAAUGUCUCCGAGUUCUCGCGACUAUUCGCAAUGCAACAGCAGGACGAUGAGAAAACACAUGGCUUGCCCAAGUCAGCUUCAUCAAACAGCCUCGACAACCCACGCAAGCAGAAGGAGCUCGUCGCGACCGAGUGCAUACUAUACGGAUACAGGGAUAAGGAGCACGAGUGGAAAGUCAUCGAUAAAUACGAGCGCAUUUCCCAGGGCAUGAUCUGCGAAGACUACCCUCGUACCGACCCCAACGCCUCAAGCCAAUACACCCAGCUACUAAGCGGCGGCGACGUCGUGAUCCGAAACCUGUCCGCCGACGCCAACCGUAAAUCCAAGCGCUACGCCGGUGGCUACCACUGGAUCAAAGUCACCUACGACUCGACCGAUGCGGCAGAUCGCGCGUGCUUCUACUCGCCGCAGUUAAUCGACGGACAUGAUGUCUACUGUGAGCUCUACAAUGGCCACGGCCCGGCAGAGGAUGCCCCCAUCCCCGCAAACUCCGCUGCGAACACUCGACAGCAGCGCUCUGCGCGCACGUUGACCACCUCCCACUCAACUGCAUUCCUGUCCAAUCCCAGCAGAGAGCAGGAGCGCAUGACGUUGCCUCGCUCCUUUGCGAUGAACAACCUCUCCAGCGUCCCAGACGUCUCAGAAACAGAAGGUCAAUCCAACGACUCCUCCACCCUCGCCGACACAGACACCAUCACAUCCACCGCAACAUCUGCAACCGUAACCGCCACAUCAUCUUUCCAGCAAGGUGUGUCCAGUUCAUUUUCAACAUGGAACUCGGGCACCAGCGCCGAUCAGGGCGCAGUGAAUCGCCGUCAAACAGGUUCCACAACCGAGCAGCCUCCCGACAGUGAAUUCAUGACGCAUAUCCCCACCGUGCGCCGUACCAAACUACGCCCUCUUGCCGAGGCCCUUCCCCCACAACCUACGAUGACAGAGCGUGUCUUGCGCUCGAUUCCCAUUCUCAGUUGGUUCACGGGCGAUAUCGUUGGCGAGGGACCGAUACUUCGAGAGGACGGCCUGUUCGAUUGGGACACAUCAAGCUUGUAUUGGAGGUUUUGGUACACAUUUGAUUGUCUCUUGCAUACUGAUAUGUGUGGGUUGAAGGAGGAGAAUUGA
Molecule: messenger RNA, 1326 nt
Organism: Penicillium salamii
Lineage: Eukaryota; Fungi; Ascomycota; Eurotiomycetes; Eurotiales; Aspergillaceae
Source: the annotation of a GenBank genome assembly